Molecule: messenger RNA, 2347 nt
Organism: Durotheca rogersii
Lineage: Eukaryota; Fungi; Ascomycota; Sordariomycetes; Xylariales; Xylariaceae
Product: putative efflux pump
Exons: 5
Coding region: 126-1943 (605 amino acids)
Biological process (GO): transmembrane transport
Molecular function (GO): transmembrane transporter activity
Source: RefSeq, a predicted model, not a curated record
UGCGCCGGAAUCCGUAUUCUACAGAGAGACGAGUAUUGGCUUCCCUUUCGAUAUCCUCGCGUAUAAUUUCCUGCUAGAUACUGCCCAACUAAGGAAAUUCCUACCUUGACGGAUUCGACGUAACAAUGGCUGCUCAAUCUAGGCCUCAGUCCUCUGGUGAAACGGCGUCUGGAGCGCCCACCACCACAGCAAGCCCUAAGGCUAGAACUAUUAGCGAGGAGAAAGUCACAGGCUCCCGAUAUCACUCUUCCGACUCGGGCAGCUCCGUCGUUGAGACUUCCCAAAUCGCUACCGCCGGGGAUCACGACCAGGAGAAGUCCGGAGCUCUCGCCAAACACGCAGCCACCCAGUCCCAACAUAGUGAUCCUAAACGGCAGAUACAGACACGAGAAGACGGCGCCGAAUACCCUACGGGCUUGAAGCUUAGCCUUAUCUUUUUUGCACUAUGCCUAAGCGUCUUUCUGAUGGCUCUCGACAAUGCCAUAAUCGCUACCGCUAUCCCCAAGAUCACCGAUGCGUUUCACAGCCUUCCUGACGUGGGUUGGUACGGAAGUGCAUACCUUCUCACCACCGCGGCCCUUCAGCUACUCUUCGGCAAACUAUACACGUUCCUGAGCCUCAAAUGGGUCUACCUAACCGCCAUCGGCGUCUUCGAGCUCGGUAGUCUGAUCUGCGGCGUCGCUCAGAAUUCGGUCACGCUCAUCAUCGGCCGCGCCGUCGCCGGCCUCGGCUCCGCGGGCCUCAUGUCCGGCGCCCUGCUGAUCCUCGCCCAUAGCGUCCCACUAGCUAAGCGGCCCAUGUAUACCGGUAUCAUCAGCAGUAUGUACGGAAUUGCCUCCGUAACUGGCCCCCUCCUCGGAGGUGCUUUCACAGACAAAGUGAGCUGGCGGUGGUGCUUCUAUAUCAACCUACCCAUCGGCGCCGUAGCCGCGUCGGCCAUCGCCGUCUUCUUCCCGGACCCGCCGCCGUCGCGACGAGGGGGACUCUCCAGCGACGAGACCCUGCUCCAACGCGUGAGGCACUUCGACCCGAUCGGCACCGUACUCUUCAUGCCGGCCGUGAUCUGCCUGCUGCUGGCCCUGCAGUGGGGCGGCGUGGAGCACCCGUGGAACAGCGGCCGCGUCAUCGCGCUGUUCGUCGUCGCCGGCGUGCUGCUGCUCGCGUUCGCGUACGUCCAGCACGUCCAGCAGGAGGACGCGACGGUGCCGCCGCGCAUCCUGCGCAAGCGCACCAUCUGGGCCAGCGGCAUCUUCACGUUCGGCACCGGCGCCGGCUUCUUCGUCACGGUCUACUACGUGCCCAUCUGGUUCCAGUCGGUGCAGGGCGUGUCCGCCGUCGGCUCCGGCAUCCGCAACCUGCCGAUGCUGAUCAGCGUCGUGCUCUCCGCGAUCGCCGCCGGCGCCGCCGUCACCGUCUUCGGCUACUACGCGCCCUUCAUGAUCCUCGGCACCGUGAUCAUGUCCGUCGGCGCCGGCCUGCUCUCCACCUGGACCCCCGACGCCACCGCCGGCGCCUGGAUCGGCUACCAGGUCCUCUUCGGCGUCGGCAUCGGCGUCGGCAUGCAGCAGCCGCUCGUGGCCGCGCAGACCGUGCUCGACAUCCGCGACGUGCCGACCGGCGCCGCCGUGCUCGUCUUCGUGCAGACCAUGGGCGGCGCGCUGUUCGUCAGCGUCGGCCAGACCGUCUUCACCAACAAGCUCGUCUCGGAGCUCGCCGCACGCCUACCCAGCCUCGACCUCUCCGCCCUGCGCAACGGCGGCGUCACCGAGGUCCUGCGCCUUGUGCCGCCGGAGAGCCUAUCGACCGUCAUCUUGUCAUACAGCAACGCGCUGACUGCCACCUUCCUCGUCGCCACAGGCCUGGUCGCCUUCACCGUCUUCGGCAGCGCGGCCAUCGAGUGGAAGAGCGUUAAGGGCCGGAACGUCGAGGCCGCCGUGCCAUAGACGCCGGGGGUCCAAUCUCUUCAUCAGUCUUAAUUGCGCGUAUAGUUAUGCCUCGGGGUGCUGUUCCUGGGUUGUGAUGUUUUCGUGGUCAGGUCACACAUAGAAACACCCUUGACGACUAUUAGCGAGGACAAUAGACGGGUUGAUGCUUGUGGAGAGAAUGGUGUCGAUGUCUCUGGCCCACGAGACUUGGUUUCGGCAUGCCGGACUUGGGAUACGGCGUUUUAAGGGAGAGAAGAGGGAUACCCUACACACUCGAGCAACAUGGGAGGGUGGAGGGCAAAUUCAACUACAUACGAAAAAAAAAGGCUAUGGGUCACAUACACAGAUACUCCUCUUAAUACACAUCAGAUUGUCCCACACUCUCCGAGAGAAAAAGGUUAGCAACUCCGGCAAUGAUAGCG